GUUAUUAUAUCGUCUUAGUUGCCUCAUGGCUUCGUUUGAUGAAUGAAAAAGGUGCCUUUUUCGUAAGUAGCUUUUGAUGGGCGACUUGUUUUGAUUGGGGACUUGAAACAGUUAAGUUUUUUCAUUAAACAAAUUUUUUGGCUCAUCGUGUCAGCUCAAGUAUUGUCGGAUCUUACCGUUUCAUAAGUUUGCGAUGAUGAAGAAGAAUAACUGAUUUCUCAUUGUUUAAAAUAGAUAUACAUAUAUAAAAAAAUUUUAACAUGGAGAAAGAGAAACAGUUAGGGGACAGUUGACGAACCCAUUCGGGUUACAAAGCACUGCCCGUUUUAUCACAUGAAAUACAAAUUUUGGGAUCUUCAAUGAAAGUGGAUAAUAAUUAAUAACAUCAGAGCUCUGCAUCAAAAUUUGAAACGAUUUGCCCUCACUAUCCUUGCAUUUAGGUAAAAUAUGUGAACAAAAAUCAAAUUUGAUCAGCUCUUAGAAACAGCUUUUGGAAUUAAGGAAUUUUGUCUAAAUAAAUUAAAGUGCUGAGCUCCUCUGCAAUUAAAUGAAGCUCUUCGAAUUUUGCUUUUGAGACUGGGAACUUUCAUCAAAUCUAAAGUUGACCUUUUGGUCAUAUACGACGGUAUAUCAAAUACAAACAGCUCAUUCCAAAAAUUUUCAGAAUGUAAUUCUGCUAUUGAUCGUAGGACAAAUUUGAGGAGUUCAUACACAUGCAGCUCGUGGGCUGUUAAAAAUUUUUCAUCGUCAAAAUUUUGUCGAAUGCUUUCAUUUUUCUUUUGAAAAACAAAAUCAGUCUAUUAAUUUUGUUUUGGGUCAUAAAAGGGACAAAAAUGGGCAAAAUGGGAUUGUUGUUGGAGCCAUAAUAUUCAAUCAUAACGGUUUUGGGAACAUAAUGACGUAUUUUCGAUACCGCCACAUUGUUUUCUAAGCUUAAUUCUUAUUAAAUUAAUGUGAGACUUAAAUGACAAUUUAGCAUCUAAAUCUAACAAUUGUAAGAGCAGUUAUUUUACCUCAAGAUUUUUUUGAAAGGAAACUUAUUCGAGGCAAAUCGAGACAACAUGAAAAUUGUAGUUAGAUAUAAUUUUUCAGUUUUUUGACGUUUUCAUAAAAACAUGGGGAAACAAGUUUUUGCGAUCUAGUGUGUCCAUGUUCAAAUUGACUAUAAAUUCAUUUUUUCAAUCAUGCCUCGAAGAAAAAAUACUGCAGUUUUAAUGUAAACAUUUUUAGGUAACUGGUAAUUUUUGUACUUGGCAUGUAAUGUCUUUGAUCUAUUUGAAGCGGUAAUCUCAUUGUCACAAGAAGUGGGCAUAACUUUUUUAAGAACAUUUCUGUUGCAUAGCUAGUACUCAAUUCUUAGAAGCUUCUAGUACAAAAAUUCGUCUUCAUGAAAUUGCGCUCAAUAUUGCUAUCUUCAAGAUUAUUUUAAGACAAAAUGCUUAGCGUGGCGUAAUCUAUGAGAAGCAUGCUGACUUCGCGUGCUCUUAUUUAUCGAAUAGAUAGAUGGAGUCUUUGCACUUAUCGAGUCUUUCGGAGAUGUCAAAAUACAUCCGCCGCUUCUACUGCUGUUGUUGAACGAAAGAAAGUCCAGUCGUGGGUGCAGACAGCCUGGGUGACUCCGGAAUUCGAACCCGGACAUAAAAUGCGACCUGUUGCUUACAGUGAGAGGAGAUUAAGACGCGAAUACAACUUUCCCGAUUCGCCAAUAAAUGAUGUGUUUCUUAAUAUGUUUCUCGGAAAAAUUGUAUAUGAUCACUGCUUUCCGUAUCAUAUUUUGACAAAACCUCAGCAUGAUGUUUUUGCUAGAAAGUUAAAUAGUCUACAACAGUUCAUGAAAUCACAGAACUUAGAAGAAACUAGUUCUAACCAAGAGGUUUUGUCAGCUUUCCGAAAAGCAGGACUUCUCGGAAUUCGAACCAAUGCGGAACUAGGUGGACUUGGAAUUAGUUUUGAACGAGAGCUUCUCCGGUUUAGCGAAUGUCUGUUAGAUUAUACAGAAGAUGCAGAGUUGCUUAAACACGCUGUAAUUCAAAAUGUGAUUCAGAUGUGUAUUGCAAAGUAUGUUCUAAAUGAUGAAGUUUCGAAGAAUUUGAGAACUCUGAUAAACGAAGAAAUAACAGCCGAGUUCGUCGUUUUCGGAAACGCAAACGUUAAAAAGUUUGACGAUGGGUGGAUGAUAACAUCGGAUGAGCAACUUGAAAAAUUUGGACAGUUAAAUGAUAAAGUUCCAGAACUGCUUCUAUGCGUUGCAAAAGAUUCGUCAAAGAACAAAAAUGUUGCUUUUUUGGUCACUACUGCAGAUAACGAAGGCUCAGUGUAUAAAUCAGAUUCGAAAACAUUCGAGCUCAAUUCUUGUCCAGUAAGCUCAGCGCUCACAAUUGAAAACGGAGAUGACCUAAUCGAUAUGUUUCACUCGUUCAAUGCGCUUUGUAUUGGUGCUUUGGUUUCGAAAUGGGCUAAGCGCUUGACGUCCGAGCUUUUUCUCGAUGUUAGUAGAAGAAGGCGCUAUGGAUACAGAAUGAUCAAAUAUCAAAACAUCAUGAGUCAGAUUGAAGAAAUAGAGAAAAUCUGCUAUGCGAUUGAAACUCUUCCCUACUUCUCAGCUGCAAAAAUGGACAGGGCACGAGAUCGAUUUAAACAAGAGCCUCCUAAAAUGUUAGCAGAAAUUAGAUCGGGUCAAAUAUUGCAGCACAGAUACGCUCUUACUCUGACUGAAAAGUUAUCGUGCCUAGGUGGUUUGAGUUGCCUUGGUAACCAAUCUUUCAAUAAUUUUGUUAGUUUUGCCGAAAAAGAAGCAUAUCCAAAUAUAGAAAGUACUACUGAAAAAAUAGCCAACGAAGGCAUGAAAUUAUACGUGGAAAGUUUGACCAAUAAGGAGUUGCAGCACCCUUUUCGACAUAAAGUGAGACAGUUUUAUUUCAAUAACAUCAUACAUGCUGCCAGCAACAACAUUGAAUCAAUGUUGUCGGACCCGAACAUGGUUUUUCUUCAUAAUAAUUUCAUGAGUAUUGCGAAUUCUGUAGAUAAGAGUAUGUAUGAAAUGUUCAAAAUUUUGAAACAAGCUAGAAAAGAGAGACCGGAAACUUUUCACGAAGAUGAGUUUGUGAAGAAAAUAAUCACAGAAUUUUCUCUGAGCAUGCAUUUGGUUAUUGUCAUGCUUGCAAGGUCAACUCAGUCGACAUUCGCAGGGAAUCCUCAUUAUCAUCACGAGUCUAGGUUUGUUGAAAAAUUUGUCUGGGAUCUUCUACAAGACAUGGGAGACAUGAUACUGCAAUGGUCAAAACCAGGAGCUUUUGAAGCCGCAUCAGUGGUCGCCGAACAUGCAAAGAGCAAUAUUGAAGUUUUUAAGGACGUUCUUUCGUGGACUGAAGUGAAAUAAAGUUUUGAUUUAAUCUUGAAGUUAUUGCAAAAUAUUGUACAUUGAAACUCAUUUUUCAUGAUCUAU
Molecule: messenger RNA, 3445 nt
Organism: Symsagittifera roscoffensis
Lineage: Eukaryota; Metazoa; Xenacoelomorpha; Acoela; Convolutidae
Exons: 2
Coding region: 1457-3379 (640 amino acids)
Source: RefSeq, a predicted model, not a curated record